Messenger RNA from Rotaria sp. Silwood1, 456 nucleotides. The record is from the annotation of a GenBank genome assembly. Lineage: Eukaryota; Metazoa; Rotifera; Eurotatoria; Philodinida; Philodinidae.
AUGUCUUCGAGUCCUACUAGUCAUUUUAUUAUUAUACCUAACCGUCCAAUUGUUCAGAAGAGUGGUAAAAUAAUAAAUCAAGGUCCAUUGAAACUUCAUUAUUGGGAAUGGAAAGGUCAUGAACCUACAAUACUUUUUUGUCAUGGUGCUUCAUUUCAUGGUCGAUGUUAUGAUCGUAUUAUAAGUGAAGCAUUACAUGAUUUUCAUGUAAUUGCUUUAGAUUUACGUGGUCAUGGUCAAUCACAAAUACAUCCUCCUCCUUAUCAUAUUCGAUGGCAUGGAGAAGAUGUUUUACAAUUCAUUGAAACACUCAAUCUUAAUAAAGAUAAUCUUAUUGGUAUUGGUCAUUCUGUGGGUGGAUAUGCUUUAACUUGUGCUGCAGCAAUAGCACCAAGGCGACUAUUUCAAGCAUUACUCUUAUUCGAUCCCGUUAUAUAUCCUCCUUCAAUGUAUUAA